Dreissena polymorpha is the source of this 5356-nucleotide messenger RNA. RefSeq lists its product as uncharacterized. The transcript is spliced from 30 exons. The record is from RefSeq and is a predicted model, not a curated record. Bases 101 to 5074 code for a protein of 1657 amino acids. NCBI's taxonomy places the organism in Eukaryota, Metazoa, Mollusca, Bivalvia, Myida, Dreissenidae.
GUAUCAGGCUGUCGACUAAAGUUUUGCCGGACCCAGUUCGUUUUUAUCUAUAAAAGUGGGGACAUAGUUUAUAUUUUCUUGACACUGGGCUAUAGAAAAGAUGAUGAACGCUUUAUUUUGGGCAGCCGCUGUCGUUCUUUUAUCGCUAUGUCAUAGCGGUAAUGCCAAGUUGGUUCGAUGCGGUCGUGUCGACGUGGAGGCAAACGACUAUGUUUGUUGCGAGGGCAAUCCCCAUGUGAAGGCGUGGUAUAACGACACACAGUGUUGUGGCAUUUUUGCAUACAAUCCAAAGAUUGAGGCGUGCUGUGCAGGCAUGGUUAAUCCAAGUUAUGGUAAUUCGGGCCAAGCAACCAAGUGCUGUGGAGAUCUCAGCUAUGAUACUCGAUGUUACGAUUGUGUCAAUACCCAAAUCAAGCCCAUGUUUGAUUUUCGUGCGAAGAUCUGUUGUGAUGGCAGAAUAUUCGACCUUUUGCCCAGCAAGACAUGCUGUUGUGGCAGUCAGGUGUUUGACCCCACGACAAAAGUUUGCUGCGAGGACAAGAUUGUAGAAAGACCGUCCGACAUGCCUGGGGAGUGUUGUAGCUGUGGAUUCUCGCAAGUUGACCUUGUGUUUGUUCUGGAUUCUUCUGAAAGUAUAACCAGUCCAAACUGGCCCAAAAUGCUAGAUUUCUGCAAAAAUGUCCUUCAAGAAGCAGAUAUUGAUAAUGACAAAGUGCGCGUGGGUGUCCUGUCAUAUCGACACAACACCACAGUAGAGUUCCAUUUGGACGAUUUUCAUAACAAACAGCUACUGUUUGAUGCUAUUGACAAGAUCAAAUACGUUCGGGGUAGCACAGGAACCGGCCUGGCCCUGCAGAGUUUAAGGACAGAUAUGUUUGAGAUUCAUCAUGGGGACCGGCCGAAUGUGGGAAACAUUGCCAUAGUGGUCACUGAUGGUGACUCUGACAACUUCACUCUCACUGUCGAACAAGCGGCAUUGGCCCAUAAAGAUGGCAUCCACAUCUUUGCAAUAGGCAUUGCGCUGCGAAAUCUAACAGAGCUCAAGAAAAUUGCCACUCCAGCACCAAAUGAUGCCAAUGUGUUUUCAAUUGAUGACUUUAAGCACCUGAAUUCACUGAAAGGACAAUUGUUUGCUUCCAUUUGUACCGGACAGGCUGUUCUGAAUCUCUACAAGCCCUGUGGAAGUGACUACUACAAUCCCAAUAAGGAAAUUUGCUGUAACGGUGUACCGCAGCCUGGUGGCCCCAACAUGGAGUGCUGCGAUGCCAAGAGCUUUAACCGAGAGAAAGAAACCUGCUGUGAGAAAGUGGUGAACCCCCUGCGUGGUCCCAACACCGUAUGUUGUGGGUCAAAGUCUAUGGACUCCAAGGAGGAGCUGUGCUGUAGUGGCAGACCUGUGCCCAAGGCAGGCCCCCAGUACAACACCUGCUGCGGCGCGUACACUUAUGACCCCACCAUAGAGGUCUGCUGUGAAGGCUUUGUUUCCAAGGCUUACGGCAACCCCGACUUGGACACUGGUUGCUGCGCUGACUUCUCGUAUGACAAGAGAUGCUGGGCGUGUAAAGGGGGCAAGAUCUCCCCACUGUUUGACCCUGAGUGCCAGAUAUGCUGUGACGGUGUGAUCCACAACAUGACAAUAGGCCUAAGCUGCUGCUGUGGGUCAGAGAUCUUCAAGCCGGACGAGCUCAUCUGCUGUCAGAGCAAGCUGCGGAAGCGCACUGACCAGGAACUCUCGCAUAGUUGCUGUGAAUGUGGAAGCGCCCUUGUGGAUCUGGUGUUUGUACUGGACUCAUCAGAGAGUGUGGGUCUGCCACACUGGAGUAUGCUGCUGAAAUUUACCCAGAAAGUAAUUGCUGCGGCUGAGGUUGACAUUGGCCGCACCCGCAUAGGUCUCGUGACUUACAGGCACAAUGUGACCCUUGAGUUCUACAUGAACACGUACAUCCGUGCAGCAAAUAUGAUCGACUAUGUGAGGGACAUUCCAUACAUCCGAGGCUCCACCAACACUGCUGAUGCUAUCAAGGCCAUGCAUGAGACAAUGUUCACAACAAAGAACGGAGAUCGACCCGGCAUACCUAAUGUGGGCAUUGUUAUCACUGAUGGUGCCUCUGAUAACUCCACACAUACGAAAGAGGAAGCAGCGAGGGCAAAGUCCAAGGACAUCCACAUCUACGCCAUUGGUAUUGGCCUGUCAACCAGUGACGAACUGAAGGCCAUUGCCACCGAGCCAUGGGAGGAGAACCUGUUUACCACGCAGUCCUUUGAUGACCUGGACCAUCUUCAGACGAAGCUUUUCACCAUUAUUAGUGACAUAUGUCCUCAGGAACCGAAGAAGAAGCUUAAAAAGCCAUGCGGGGAUACUAACAUGUACGACCCCCGGACAGAGGUGUGUUGCUAUGGGGAACCACAACCCCUCUACGAUAAUGAGGAAUACACGUCUUGCUGCGCAAAAGUCAGCUACGACGAACGGACCCAUAUGUGUUGCAAGGAAAAGGUGAACAAGAUCCCAAUUGGAAGCAAAAACCCAAAGUGUUGUCAAGAAGUGGCCUUUGAUCCAUUUGAAGCAGUUUGCUGUGAUGGCAGUAAAGUAAUUCCGAAAACCUCUCCAGGAGCCGAAGUUUGCUGCGGAAUGAUGACAUACGACCCAAAAUUAGAGAUAUGCUGUGAAGACAUCGUGUACAGGAAUUAUGGAGGCCAGUACGGGGCCUGCUGCGUCAUGUUAGACACAAACCUGACUGUCAGCUUUGAUACACGCUGCUACAAGUGUGAGAAAGGAGAACUCAUUCCAUUGUAUGACUGUACUUUCCAGCGGUGUUGUGAUGGAGUUAUCCAAGAGAUUUCCAGUCCGUCCUCUUGUUGCUGUGGCAAGAAGGCGUUUGACCCUGAUAACCAGAUCUGUUGUGAGGGCAACCUGCGGGCCCGACAGCCACUGGAUAACCCUCAAUGCUGUGAAUGCCAGAACAACAUUGUGGAUAUUGUGGUCGUGUUGGACUCAUCUGAAAGUGUGGGCUUACCCAACUGGAAGAAGAUGGAGGUAUUUGUGGAAGAGCUGAUAGCAGAUGCAGACAUUCCCAGUGCCAGAUUUGGUAUGCUGACCUACAACCAUGAGCCUACAAUCAGGUUCCACCUGAACAAGUACACGAAGAAAAAGGAGUUAAUGGAGGCUGUGGAUAAUCUGCCCUACGUCAGAGGCAGCACAGACACGGGUCUAGCUCUCGAGGCAAUGAGGGGAAUGUUCCAAUACAUGUAUGGAGACCGCACCAACGCCCCGGACUUCUGUUUGCUGCUGACUGACGGAGAGUCUGACGACUACGAUUACACAGUGGAGCAAGCAAAUCUGGCCAAGAGGAAAGGUAUCCACAUCAUUGCCCUUGGUGUUGGUCUGAAAAACGGGACGGAGCUCCGGGCUGUGGCCAGCCCACCUAUAGAUGAUAACGCCAUCCUGCUGACUGACUUUGAGGAACUGGAGAAAAUCAAGGAGAAGAUCUUCAAUGACUUGGCCAGCACCAUCUGUCCUCAGUUACCAAAGCCAAGAUGUAGAACCCCCUGUGGCAACAGCAGCAUUGAUGAGCAGUUGGAGCUGUGCUGUGAAGGGGUACCACAGAAGUUGAUUGCUGGUAACAGAACACUGUGCUGUGAAUACAAGGCCUAUGAUCCAGACUGCUUCGUGUGCUGUGAUGACUUCACCCUCGUUUCCAGGUAUGCUGGAGAGUUCACUGCGUGCUGCUGUCGCUCUGCCUACGACACAAGGACUCACAUGUGCUGUGGGAACCAGAUACUGCCCCUGACGGCAGGGGCGUUCACGGGCUGCUGUCACAACGCCUCCUAUGAUACACGGACAGAGGUAUGUUGUGACAUGAUUACGGUGCAGCCCAGUUUUGGUGAGAAGAACACGGGCUGUUGCAAUGGGAAGAGCUAUGACACACGAUGUUCCAAGUGUGUUGGACUUCAGAUCACAGCCAAUUACAAUACCAGCUCACAGUUGUGCUGUGAUGGAAACAUACAGGAGAAACAGUAUGCUGAAAGAUCAUGCUGUUGUGCAGGGAGACAGUUCAAUGUGGACAUCUCCAUUUGUUGUGAAAACAACUUGUAUGAGCGACCAGGCAAAUACGAGGUCACCUGCUGCGGAAAAGAUGUCUUUGAUCCCAUCAAAUCAAUCUGCUGUGACGGCAAGGCAGUAAAGCGUGACUGGGGCCUUGACACUCAUUGCUGUGGUCGUGAUGCGUAUGACAGGAAGACUGCAGUUUGCUGCGAAGGGAAAACAAAUAAGAUGAAAGGGUCUGAAUCAUGCUGUUGUGGUAACGGGGCCUAUGACAUAUAUACAGAAAUCUGCUGCGAUGGAAAAAUCAAUGACAUGGCCCUUCCAGGUUUAAGAAAUUCGUCGAUAUGUUGUGGGCAACAGGCGUUUGACCCCAGCCUACAGAUAUGCUGUGGCGGUAAAGUACGAGACCUUCUCCCAGCCAAAAGCACUGCAUGCUGCGGCGCCAAGACCUACAACCCUGAACAGGAGAAGUGUGAGAAUGGAGAGGUGAAGAUCGUCGAUGGAAAAUGUUCCCGGAGGUCGUACUCACCCAAGAGUCAGACAUGCUGUAAUGGGUGGAUUAAUAACGCCACCUAUCCCCAGCCCUACUCCCGAUGUUGCUUUGAUCGUCUGUAUGACUCUCGCAAUCACGUCUGCUGCUGCAACGGGAAUCUGGAGGAGGCCGUGGCAGGCAUAUUCACCCAGUGUUGCUACAGUUACGCCUAUGAUUCUAGAACGCACACGUGCUGCGAUGGUCAGAUUGUGCGCAAACCAUACCCAAGUGCUGAAUGCUGCUGUGGACGACAGGCGUACGACAGCAGUCGUGAAAUCUGCUGCGGUGGUGUUGUGAGACAAUGUGGCAUUGACAGGGGGGCAUGUUGUGGGACCCUGGCCUAUGACCCUGUGUUGCAGAUAUGCUGCGGAGGUAACCUCUUCCCAAGGACAUUUGGAGAAGAGACUUUCUGCUGUGGCAAGGAGGCUUUUAACCCCAUGCUGGCCGCCUGCUGUGGAGACAGAAUCGCUUACCGCAAAGAAAUCAAUCUAGAGUGGUAAAUGGAUAAAAUGUUUGCUAUUAUAAAAAAUCUUUUUUGUAAACCAAAUAUGCUAAAUAUCAUAAAUAUUUCAGUUGAUAUUAUCACAUUUUUAGACAAACAGUAAAACAUGUUUGAUAUGUAUUUUCUCUUUUUCAAUGUACAAUUUAAAAGUUGAAUGUGAAGUUCUUAAUUAUGGAGGAGACCAUAUUGUAGUAAAUCUUACAUUAUCAUCAAUGUAUCUAAUAAUGUAUUGAUAAACUUACUAGAAAAUAAAAUAGUUUAUCAAGUUUGAUCCCCAAUG